AUUACUAGAUUUUUUCAAGAUGCAACUAUCGAUUUAUCGCCCGAUAAUCGAUCGAUUUAAGUAUUACUAGAUGCACCUGCAGACGCAUCUAGUUAAAAGUCCCUUUUCCAACUAGUAAUCUAGAUGGAAACUAGUCGUAGAUCGCCCGAUUACAGACGAAAUGUAUCUAGAUUUAUCGCAUAGGUGAUAUUUGCUUGGGAUAUCAGCUACGGUACAGUUUUCCUGCUGCAUGCCCAAGUAGAUUCACCACAUUUAGAAAGACUUUAGACUUCAACAACAUGUUUUACAGGCAAAGUAUCUUCCAACUAUAAAAACGUACGUCGAUGUGCUCUGCGAUGUGUAAAAAAAAGUAGACUGAUGGGCUUUCUAACGAGUAACGAUACCCAUUAAAAGUCUCUCUUCCUUCUUUUUAGCAUCAACUAGCCAAACCACGACGACAGCUACCGUCCUGCUAUCUUAUGCCUAUUAUUCCUUCGAUAAUAAUGUUAAUGAUAGUUAUAACAAUUUUAACGGAGUCGUGCAGAAUGGACCUGUUAGCUACGUAACAGGAUAUGUACCUACUGGACAAGCAAUUGUAUUAAAUCCAUCGUCACAGAGCCAAGCACAGUCGAUAUUAAUCACUAAUUUUCUCAAUUUUGCCUACGCCAGUUUCACAGUUGAAGUGUGGGUAUAUCCGCUAGCACUUAAUAGUGGCGUAGCAGACAAUGCAAUCAUCGGUCAAUGUCAGUGCAAUACAUGCACAAGUCAGUGCCUGUAUCUUGUGUUAAGAAAUAAACAAAUGCGAUUGGGCUUCUACUCGAAUGAUAUACAAGGUGGAACAUCGUUAACGACAGGUAACUGGUACCACUUGGCCUAUGUUUACAAUUAUGCAACUCAGCAAGAAGUUGUCUACAUCAACGGUUAUCAAGAUACAAUUGGGAGUGGUCAUAGCCCAUACUUAGGCAUGAACGGAACUCUACAAAUCGGCACAUCACAGAUUCUAUUACCAAGCAAUUUCUUUCAAGGUUAG
Didymodactylos carnosus is the source of this 1009-nucleotide messenger RNA. Lineage: Eukaryota; Metazoa; Rotifera; Eurotatoria; Philodinida; Philodinidae. The record is from the annotation of a GenBank genome assembly.